GUGAGGAGACUCUACCGUGGACUACCACAGCAGCUUUUAACUGCUAAUGUGUGCUGUGGGUAAACAACGUUUAAAUGUAGUCAUUUCAUCUCCAGUGGUCCACUGGUAGGAAAGGAUCAAUUACCAAACCCAUACCGAAUAUCAAUCCCAAUCUGAUAGCUAGCCGAGUCGACUGUGUUAGGCAAUUCCACAGGCAAAUCGAAGCGAAUACCCUGCUCAGCCCAUACCAACUAAAGCUGAUGUUCUCAAGGACACGAGUCACGUGAUGUAUGAGGGCAAACACAUACACUUCUCGGAGGUAGACAAUAAGCCAUUGUGCUCGUACAGCCCCAAGCUCUGCAAGCAGCGCAGACUCAACGGCUAUGCCUUUUGCAUCCGCCACGUUCUCGAGGACAAGACCGCUCCCUUCAAGCAAUGUGAAUAUGUGGCCAAGUACAACAGCCAGCGAUGUACCAACCCCAUCCCCAAAGCUGAGGACCGCAGAUACUGUAACAGCCACCUGCAGGUGCUGGGUUUCAUCCCCAAGAAAGAGCGCAAGAAGAAGCACGAUGCUCUGGAGGAGAUGCGCGGUGGGGGCGGGGGUGGGUCCGGGGGUGGGCGCUCCCACUCCCAUCUGGACUCGGUGGCCCUCAACAUCACGGUGCCUGGUGCCGCCUCCCUGGUGCUGAAGGCCUCCAAUGGCCUCGACGUGGACUCGCCUCCCUCGCCCCCUUGCUCCCGCCUGCUGGCCCUGCCCGAUGGCGACGGGGAGCACCUGGACCCUUUCGCCUUCUACGAGGAGGAGGCGGAGCACGCCGCCGCCGCCGCAGCAGCAGAGGAGGGCACGCCCACGCCGCGUAAGGGCUCGUCAGCCAAGAGGAAGCCCCAACCGGGACGCCUGCUGCUCAGCCAGAGAUUGCCUCCUCCUCAGCCUGCUCCCCCUCCGCCGCCUCCUCCCACCCCGCCACCACCGACGCUGCCGCCAUUGCCGCUGGAUGCCCAGGCCCUCCAGUCGCGAUCAGAGCACUUUAGCCCUUCCUCAGCGCAGCCUGGGCCACACCCACACCCCCACCCGCACCCUCCUCCUCCCCGGUGCCCUCCCCAGCUCGCAGGCCUCCAGCACACCCCCACCAGACUCCUCCAGCUGCCCAAGCACUCUGGCAGCGUGCCCUCCUCCUCGUACUCGCGCCAGGGCGCCACCGCUCAACAAGGUUUAUUAUGCAAGCCAGCACCACCUCACUCUGGUCCGUCACUGCCUCCUCCUGCUGCGCUGGUGCCCAGCAGCGUGGCGCCCAGCCCCGGGCAGCAGUCGUGUGCCCCCUCCUCCUCCUCCUCCUCCUCCCUCGGUAGGAAAGGCCUGCUCACUGCCACGCCCACCUCCACCUCCACCUCCGCCACCUCGCUGUCUGGCACGCUGGACUCUGUGCAGCGCCACCUGGUGGCCAUGCGAACUGCCUCCUUCUCCGCGCCGCCGGCCUGCCUGCAGCGCCUCAAGCACCUGGUGCAACUCUGCUCCCAGAGGCACGCGCUGCACGGAGACCUCUUCUCUCACCUGGGGUUGGACUGGUCAGAAGACAGCGAAGAGGAUGACUGUGAAGACUUCCAGACCAUUUCAGCUUUCAGAGUCUCCGGGACGUUACAGGAAGCAACCAUGCAAGACCACAGCUCUGAGAAGGAUGGCGGGGGGUCCCGGAGGGUGCGGCUGGCCCGCCUCUGCGCGCUCCUGCAGGACAAGUACAAGCACCUGUGCAGGCAGGAGAGGGCCGCCCUGCGCCAGAAGAGACACCACUAUGCCUUCCGCAAAGCCCUGCUGCACGCCGCCAACAAGGACCCAGACUGCACAGCCCAGCUCAUCCAGGCGCUCUGCAAGAUGUCCCGAGCCUCCUCUUCCUCCUCCUCCUCCUCCUCCUCCUCCUCCCCCUCAUCAAGUGCAAAGCAAGUGAGAGUCGGCACGAAGGCAUCUGCAGGACUGUGCGCGGGGAGCACGAAGAACCAGGCCUGCACAAACAGAGCCCUGCCCUUCACUCAACACUGCUUCCAGCACAUCCUGCUGAACCGCUCCCAGCAGCUCUUCUCCAGCUGCACUGCCAAGUUUGCUGACGGGCAGCAGUGCUCCAUCCCCGUCUUCGACAUCACACAUCAGACGCCACUCUGUGAAGAACACGCCAAAAAGAUGGAUAACUUCCUGAGAGGUGAUGGGAACAGACGCCUCCAGCAGCAGCAGCAGCAGCAGCAGCAGCUUCAUCAGCAGCAACUGCACCUCCUCCAUCAGCACCACAACCACCACCACCACCACCAGCAGCAACUACAACAGCAACAACAACAGCAGCAACAGCGUAAGCCACGCAAGAAGACCAAACCGCCCGCACUCACCAAGAAACACAAGAAGAAGCGGAGGAGAGGAGGGCCAGGGCCCCGGCGGCCCCAGAAGCCCAUCCCGCCCGCGCUGCCCCAGGGCAACCUGGCCAUGCCUUCCAUCCUGGCCCUACCCACCAAUCCCAACGCUGCCACUGUCAGGGCUCCCUCAACGCCGGAGCUGAGCACGGACGAGCUGCCCGACGACAUCACCAAUGACAUAGCGGACAUUCCAAACGACCUGGAGCUCAACCAGGAGGACUUCUCGGACGUCUUGCCCCGCCUUCCCGACGACCUGCAGGACUUUGACCUGUUUGAAGGUAAGAACGGGGAGCUGCUGCCCACCACGGAGGAGGCGGAGGAGCUGGUGAGGGCGCUUCAGGCCAUGGGCUCCUACCCCAUGGGCGACUCCCUGCCCCUGCCCCUGCCCCUGGUGUGCCUGUCCUCCAUGGGGGAGCUGGCCGUGGGCGUGGGGGUGGGGGCGCCCGGGGGCGUACACGGGGCCUCCGUCUCGGCCAGCAUGGGAGACCUGCUGAACGGCCGGCUGCCCUCGGAGAACUUCGCCGUCGGGCUGGAGCUGGUGGAGGAGAACCUCCUGCACUCUGCUGCUGCUGCUGCUGCUGCUGCCGACGCACACUUCCCCUCCUCUCCUCCGUCGCCACCAACCCCCCCUCCGGCCUCUGGCCGCCACCCGCCCGUCUCUGCCACCAUCACCGCCGCCGCCUCUUCCAUCCCAUCCUCCUCCUCCACGUUGUCCAGCCUGACGUCCCCCCCCACCACGGCCCCCCAAACACCCAGCGACCCCCAGAGGACGUUCCCGCUCCCACUCCCACUCCCACGCCCCCCGGCUCUGGCCACGCACGCCCUGCCGAAGCCGGAUGCGGCCGGUUCCACGGCAGCCUCGUCGGUGGCCGGCCCCUUCAUCAGCAGCAGCGAACUGGUGCCCUCCCCGUACUCCGAACACAUGACCUCCCCUAACCACCACACCCACGCCCACACCCACACCCACGCCGGCUCCCUCCAGGCCGAGUCCUCGCUCCUGCUGGAGGUGCCUCUGAGCGGGCUGCCCGGUGCUCCGCGACCCCCCUGGAACCAGCUGCCCCACUCCCACUCCCUUUCCCUGGCGGACCCCUCGCCCUACGGCAGUCUGAUGGGCCCCGACUCUGGUCACCUGCUGUCCACCUCCCUGUCCACGCCACCCUCCACCACGCACCCAGCAGCGCUGCAGCCCACAGCUGCUCUCUCGGCCCUCCCUCAGGGCGCCCUUACGGGCCUGGGCUCCCCGCCUGUGCCCGCCCCUGCUCCCUCCUCCUCCUCCUCCAUCACCACCACCACCACCACCUCCACCCCCACCCCCACCUCCAUCUCCACCUCCAUCUCCUCCCCGCCUUCGCCCUCCCCGACGUUGGAGCUCGUCAGCUCGGUGCAGCAGCCCAAGCAGCAGCAGCAACAGCAGCAGCAGCAGCUGCUGCCGCAGUUCAGCGCCGUCUUCGGCCACCAGCUGGCCUCUGCCCACAGCAGCGGCAUCCCCAAGGACGUGCAGCCCAGCCACAGCUCCACGGCGCCCCCAACAGGCUUCUCCAUCACCAGUGCCACGGCUGCAAGUGCCAACAGCCUCGCUGCUCCUUCCCCCUUCCCGCACGCUAACUGACAAGUGGUAGGGGGAGGGAGGCCGAGAACGAAAGAGUGAGAGUGAGAGCGAGAGCGAGAGAGAGAGCGAGAGAGAGAGAGGGGUGUUGUCUGUCUGGUG
Molecule: messenger RNA, 4084 nt
Organism: Engraulis encrasicolus (European anchovy)
Lineage: Eukaryota; Metazoa; Chordata; Actinopteri; Clupeiformes; Engraulidae
Gene: ino80da
Product: INO80 complex subunit Da
Exons: 10
Coding region: 266-3985 (1239 amino acids)
Cellular component (GO): nucleus
Source: RefSeq, a predicted model, not a curated record